AUGGCCUCCAACGCGACCAAGUCGUUCCUGGCGGAUGCGGGCUACGGGGAGCAGGAGCUGGACGCUAAUUCGGCCCUCAUGGAACUGGACAAAGGGCUCAGAUCUGGUAAACUGGGUGAACAAUGUGAGGCGGUUGUGCGAUUUCCCAGGCUCUUUCAGAAAUAUCCAUUCCCUAUUCUCAUCAACUCUGCAUUCCUAAAGCUGGCUGAUGUGUUCCGAGUUGGAAACAACUUCCUUAGGCUAUGCGUGCUGAAGGUUACCCAGCAGAGUGAAAAACAUUUGGAGAAGAUCUUGAAUGUGGAUGAGUUUGUGAAGAGAGUCUUCUCUGUAAUUCAUAGCAAUGACCCUGUGGCAAGGGCCAUCACACUCCGGAUGUUAGGAAGUCUGGCAUCCAUCAUUCCAGAGAGGAAGAAUGCUCAUCAUAGCAUUCGUCAGAGUUUGGAUUCACAUGAUAAUGUGGAAGUCGAAGCUGCUGUUUUCGCUGCUGCCAACUUCUCUGCACAAUCAAAAGAUUUUGCUGUGGGAAUUUGCAACAAAAUCAGUGAAAUGAUUCAAGGCUUAGCUACACCAGUGGAUUUGAAACUGAAGUUGAUCCCCAUUUUACAGCACAUGCACCAUGAUGCAAGCCUGGCCUCCAGCUCGCGCCAGCUUUUACAGCAGCUGGUUACAUCGUAUCCCUCCACCAAAAUGGUUAUUGUUACUCUGCACACUUUUACCCUUCUGGCUGCUUCAUCUUUGGUUGACACUCCCAAGCAGAUUCAACUUCUGUUGCAAUACUUGAAGAAUGAUCCAAGAAAGGCUGUGAAGAGACUUGCUAUUCAAGAUCUGAAGUUACUUGCAAACAAGACACCACAUACCUGGAGUAGAGAGAAUAUUCAGGCACUCUGUGAAUGUGCCCUUCAGACUCCUUAUGACAGCCUGAAACUAGGAAUGCUGUCUGUUCUCUCCACACUGUCAGGGACGAUAGCCAUCAAACACUACUUUAGUGUUGCUCCAGGAAAUGCAGUUUCUUCAGCAAGAUCCUCUGACAUAGUCAAAUUAGCCCAAGAAUGCUGUUACCAUAGUAAUCGGGGCAUUGCAGCUCAUGGUGUGAGAGUCCUGACUAAUAUAACUGCUUCUUGUCAAGAAAAAGAUCUUUUGCCAUUGGAACAAGAUGCUGUCUUUGGCCUAGAGUCUCUUCUGGUGCUCUGUAGCCAAGAUGACAGUCCAGGUGCUCAAGUAACCUUAAAGAUUGCUCUCACUUGCAUGGUGAAGCUGGCUAAAUGUCGACCCCACUUGAGCCAGUCAGUUGUGGAGCCUUUGUUGACUCAACUUCACAGUGCCCAGGAUGCUGCUAGGAUUCUCAUGUGCCAUUGCCUGGCUGCUAUUGCCAUGCAGCUGCCUGUAUUGGGUGACGGAAUGCUUGGUGACCUAAUGGAGCUCUACAAAGUGAUUGGCCGAUCCGCUACUGACAAACAACAGGAGCUUUUGGUGUCUAUGGCCACUGUGAUUUUUGUUGCCAGUCAGAAAGCAUUAUCUUCCGAAGUUAAAACGGUUAUUAAGCAACAGCUUGAGAAUGUCUCCAAUGGGUGGACAGUUUACCGGAUUGCCAGGCAAGCAUCCAGAAUGGGGAAUCAUGACAUGGCCAGAGAGCUUUAUCAAAGCCUGCUGACUCAGGUGGCUUCUGAGCAUUUCUACUUCUGGUUAAACAGUCUGAAGGAAUUCUCCCAUGCCGAACAGUGCCUCACAGGUUUGCAAGAGGAAGACUACAGUUCAGCCCUUUCCUGCAUUGCGGAGUCGCUAAAAUUCUAUCACAAAGGGAUAGCUUCGUUAACAGCUGCCAGCACACCGCUGAAUCCUUUAAGUUUUCAGUGUGAAUUUGUUAAACUAAGGAUUGAUCUUCUGCAAGCCUUUUCUCAACUUUUCUGCACUUGCAACAGCCUCAAGACAAGUCCCCCUCCUGCCAUCGCCACAACUAUAGCCAUGACCUUGGGAAAUGACCUCCAGAGAUGUGGGCGCAUCUCCAACCAGAUGAAACAAUCAAUGGAAGAAUUUCGAAGCUUAGCGUCACGUUAUGGGGAUCUAUAUCAAGCAUCUUUUGAUGCAGAUUCAGCAACUUUACGGAAUGUGGAAUUACAACAGCAGAGCUGCCUCCUGAUCUCUCAUGCAAUAGAAGCUCUGAUUCUGGAUCCAGAAUCAGCAAGUUUUCAGGAAUAUAGUUCUAGUGGAGCAUUGCAUGCUGAUAGUGAAUAUGAAAGAAGAAUGAUGUCGGUCUAUAAUCAUGUCUUGGAGGAAGUGGAGUCACUGAACCGGAAAUACGCUCCUGUAUCUUACAUGCAUACAGCUUGCCUCUGCAAUGCCGUCAUUGCUGUGCUGAAAGUUCCCCUUUCAUUUCAAAGGUAUUUUUUCCAGAAACUACAAUCCACUAGUAUUAAGCUGGCUCUGUCACCAUCUCCCCGGAACCCUGCAGAGCCAAUUGCUGUCCAGAGCAACCAGCAACUGGCUUUAAAAGUAGAAGGUGUAGUUCAACACGGAACCAAACCAGGACUCUUCCGUAAAAUUCAAUCAGUGUGUCUAAAUGUGUCUUCAACUCUACAGAGCAAAUCUGGACAAGACUAUAAGAUACCACUCGACAACAUGACCAAUGAGAUGGAGCAGAGGGUAGAGCCGCACAAUGAUUACUUCAGCACUCAGUUCCUGCUGAACUUUGCUAUCCUUGGCACUCACAACAUCACAGUGGAGUCUUCAGUGAAGGACUCCAAUGGGAUCGUAUGGAAAACUGGGCCCAAAACCACCAUUUUUGUGAAGUCUCUUGAAGAUCCUUAUUCCCAGCAGGUUCGCCUACAGCAACAGCAAGCCCAGCAACCAUCUCAACAGCAGCAGCAGCGAAAUGCCUAUUCACGGUUUUAGCUGCCAGUUGAAUGUUCCAUGUCCUUUAAGGAGUUGGAUAACUAAGCUAGCAAUUGGCUUCAUGCAGAUUCAGAUGCAAAAGUUACAGUGCAGCCCAACCAAGAGAUGUAUGUGAUAUCCAUAAACGUGUCCUGAAAAUACCCUACAAAGUCCAAGUGAAAUAGUAAUGCUCCAACCAUGAAUGCAAAUACUCCUUUUGUUGUGAAUGCAAAUACUCCUUUUGUUGCCACCUCUCUUCUUUCCCGGCACCAACUAUUUUUGUUUCGGUGCCUCCCUUCAUUUCCUGUGAGGUUGAUUUCUGUUACUAUGCUUUUUUUGGUUAGUUUGUCACUACCAUUCAUUUUUCCUACAGAAAAGGAGUCUACAGAUUUGUCCAACAAAUACUGAACAAGGCAGGUCCCUUACCAUAAUCCAGCCUCCACUACCCAUGGGGCAGAGUUGCUUCUGGCUUUGGACAAAGUAGCAGAAAAAGGUUAAAGAUGGUUAUUUCUAUGCAGGACAAAGGAAAGCUGAGUUUUCUGUAAUAGAGCAGAUGAGACACCUCCAAUAGCCUCCUGGCUGAUGAAGAAUAGUUGUUCCAGGAUUUGCGACAAUUAGCAUAUCUCUUGGGUGGUUUUCCUAGGUGGAAGCAGCUAGAAAAGAGAUGGAGAAAUUGGUGGUUGUGCUGAUUAAUGCCUAUUUUUAUAUUCAUUUUAAUAAAGAUUUUUGUUCUUAGAAACUUUGUUUCUUAAAGUAGUUUAGUCACUUUAAUUUGCAUUUUACCUGUUAGAUUGUUUGUUGUGUUUGUUUUGUAAUUCUGAAGUUUAUUAAAAGCGAAAUCUUUUACUCAGUGA
Tachyglossus aculeatus (Australian echidna) is the source of this 3722-nucleotide messenger RNA. It is a transcript of the gene INTS7, whose product is annotated as integrator complex subunit 7. Bases 1 to 2889 code for a protein of 962 amino acids. NCBI's taxonomy places the organism in Eukaryota, Metazoa, Chordata, Mammalia, Monotremata, Tachyglossidae. Gene Ontology annotation, biological process: snRNA 3'-end processing. The record is from RefSeq and is a predicted model, not a curated record. The transcript is spliced from 20 exons. Gene Ontology annotation, cellular component: integrator complex.